Messenger RNA from Thunnus maccoyii (southern bluefin tuna), 1777 nucleotides. It is a transcript of the gene pou3f2a, whose product is annotated as POU class 3 homeobox 2a. The record is from RefSeq and is a predicted model, not a curated record. Gene Ontology annotation, cellular component: nucleus. Gene Ontology annotation, biological process: brain development; regulation of transcription by RNA polymerase II. The transcript has a single exon. Gene Ontology annotation, molecular function: DNA-binding transcription factor activity, RNA polymerase II-specific; RNA polymerase II cis-regulatory region sequence-specific DNA binding. Lineage: Eukaryota; Metazoa; Chordata; Actinopteri; Scombriformes; Scombridae. The coding region runs from base 152 to 1543 and encodes 463 amino acids.
UUCGUUUCCUCGUAGCUGAGCUUACUCAGUCUAUUCUGUGUUUACACUCGGCAGCCUGAAUACUCCCUCCACUUUGUACUCUAGCAUGCUGCAGGACUGCUAGUAUUGUUGGGCAGAGUGAUUGGGGUUUCUGUACAAUCUCCCGUGACCAAUGAGCGGGGUGCUGUCAGGGGUAACCACAUCUGUCAACCGUUCUUGGCCAAUAAAGAGCGGAGCGAGGCGGACCACAGGUGCGCGCCUCUGCGUCCCCUUGGCACAGCGCCCGGGAGAUGCUGGAGAGAGACGCCUAGCUGCCCCGUGGCGCAAAAGAGUUACUGUCAAAGGCAGCCUCCUUUUAACUCCAGCUAUCACUCUGGCUCCAAUAGUUAUGGCGACCGCAACGUCCAACCACUACAGCGUCCUCACCACCCCCAGCAGCGCGCCGCCGCCGCACUCGGAGUCCGGGAGUAUGCAGCAGGCGGCAGCGUACAGGGACGCGCACACCCUGCUCCAGAACGACUAUAGCACGUUACCGGGCGGUGGACAUCCGCUCAGCCACGCGCACCAGUGGAUAACGGCGCUGUCUCACGGUGACAGCGGGGCACCCUGGCCAUCUAGUCCCCUCGGAGAACAGGACGUUAAGCCCGCACUACACGACAGUGACCGAGAGGAGCUGCAGAACUCCAGCAGUCUGCAGCAGCAGCAGCAGCAGCAGCAGCAACAGCGACACCCUCACCUAGCGCACCAGCAGGCGCAUCACGACGCCAGAGCAUGGCGAACCAGCACAGCCACCACGCACAUCCCCGGUAUGGCGACAUCUGAGGGCCAGAGCCUGGUGUAUUCCCAGUCCGGUUUUGGUUUGAUGCCGGGGGGAGAGCAAGGGGGGAUGCACCACCACCCCCUGCGGGAUGAGGACCAUCACAGCCACAGCCCGCACCUCAGUGAACACGGAGGCGGCCCUGGGGCCCACCAGCAGUCUCUCUCACACCAUCACCAGCACGGGGGCCAUCAGGACCAGUCAGACGAGGACACACCGACCUCCGACGAGUUGGAGCAGUUUGCCAAGCAGUUUAAACAGCGGCGUAUCAAGCUGGGCUUCACCCAGGCGGAUGUGGGACUGGCUCUUGGGACGCUGUAUGGAAACGUCUUUUCUCAGACCACCAUUUGCAGGUUCGAGGCGCUUCAACUCAGCUUCAAAAACAUGUGUAAACUCAAGCCCUUGUUGAACAAGUGGCUGGAGGAGGCGGACUCCACCUCGGGGAGCCCCACGAGCCUGGACAAAAUCGCGGCACAGGGAAGGAAAAGGAAAAAGAGGACCUCCAUCGAGGUGGGCGUCAAAGGGGCUCUGGAGAGCCAUUUUCUCAAAUGUCCAAAACCAGGAGCAGCGGAGAUCAACUCCCUAGCGGACAGCCUGCAGCUGGAGAAGGAGGUGGUGAGGGUUUGGUUUUGUAACAGGAGGCAGAAGGAGAAGAGGAUGACACCCGCUGGGGGACAGAUACCAGGAGGAGAGGACAUGUACGGGGACACCCCUCCUCAUCACGGAGGACAAACUCCUGUGCAGUGACCCAUUCUCAGCAGAACGCGGACCCCUUAAGGAGGUAUGAUGCCCCCUUAUUUGUUUGAUUCUCUGUGCUGGACCGCUCGGAACUGGACCUCAGCCAGUUUAAACGUUGGAACCAUGGACACACACAGUGGGAAUAUACAGUGGCACCCAAGCACUAAAAAUACGCAUAGCAGAGAGCUGUAUGGAGAGGUUUCAUGCCGCGGAACUGCCAAGCAUAUUGGGAUACGGCUGGUG